AUGCCGGCGCCGGAGACCGUCAUCACCGGCGACGCCGCGGCCUGCCGGGAGAAGUUCGUUGAGCUGCUCUGGGAGCGGAGGGCCUGGCGGGAUCUUCAGCGGCGGUCGUGGGCGGAAAUACCGGGGGACAUCAUCGGCGUCGUGGUCGGGCGCCUCCCCUGCGCCGAGGACCGCGCCAGGCUGCGCUCCGUCUGCCAGGCGUGGCGCUCCGCCGCGGCGCGCCUCCACCGCCCGCCGCCGCCGCUUCCCCUGCUCGUCCUCUCUAACCUCACCUUCUCUGGGUUCUGCCCCGAUGGGGCCAUGACGGAGACGCGCCGCAUCCCGAUGCCCGUGGGGCUGGCGGCGGCUGGGGAUGUUCGCUGCGUGGGAUCGUGCGAAGGUUGGCUCGCCGUCGUCCAGCAGAAGAAAGCUCGCUACUUGGGCGAUAGUGCGUGUUUCUUGGUGAAUCAUUUCUCUCGGCAAGUUGUCAGUCUCCCGCCCCCUUUUGUGUCCACCCAUCUCGUCGAUGUCUACUGCAGAUCACUACCCAUCAUCAAUGGCUCCGGUGUGGUGGAGUGCACGAUCCAUGCUGCCCAGUAUGUGAUGUCGUUCUGCAAGGUGAUCCUGUCCUCGCCUCCUGACUCUGGCUCAAUGUACACGGUGGCUGCCAUCUCUGUGCACAGGAACGGAGCUAAGCUUGCCCUCUGGAGACCUGGGAUGACCUCCUGGUGCAUUUGCUAUGGAGGCUGCAUCAGUAAGUUCAGUGAUGUUGCCGUCUACCAGGGGAAGUUCUACAUUCUCAGUAAGCUCACCACAAAUCUCUUUGCGUUCGAGAUCACGGAGGAUGGUCAUGGGAUAAUGGUUUCUCGUGUUGAGAGGUGUGUCACUGAGCUGCCCCAGGUUAAGGAUAGCUACGGACAGAGGUGGAACUUGGUAGAAUGGCAUGGGAAAUUAUUGCUAGUUGUCAGAUACAUAGGUGGUUCUGAAGGUUGGCACAACAUUUGCAAGGUCAGCGUAUUUGUGAUGGACGUAAGCGCAAACCCUUUCAUAUUCACUGAGAUCAGCAGCUUGGAUGGCGAUUGCAUCUUCAUUAGCCCAUGUAGUAGCAUGUCAUUUCCUACGCAUCAUUAUGAUGGAAUUGAGGAUGAUCUUGUCUACUUCAUAGAUGGUUAUCUCUACCCUGCAAAAAAUGCCCCCCCUUUUGACAAGUUUGUGUACAACAUGAGAGAUUGCGCACUGGCACCAUUUGCGGUAGACAUAUCGGAUGACAACUUUCGAGCAUCAGAUGGCAGGGUGAUGAGUCCAACAUGGUUCUUUCCUUCUGGAUGAACUGCUCGAGAUCAACUCUGAUUCCAAGGAAUCAUGAUUGUAUAGGAUACCUUGAUGCUGCUUGGAUGGAGCACCAUUGUUUUGCUCUUUGAGAAAUGAAAACACGUGUGUUGGUGUGUCUGAUGUCUCAGUGCUUUCACACUUGUGGUAUCUCAUCUUUUGUAUUUAUGGCACUAGACUAUUCUGCUAUCUUUUUGUCGGUGAGGUAACCAGAAGCAUGACUAGCAAAAAAAAUACUUAAUGUGAUGGAACAUUAUGUUGUCAUUAUGAGAGUAUGAAUUACGUAUCAAUUUUUUACCUGCAUGUGAUAAUUUUAUUUCCUAUUCAUUCUGU
Oryza brachyantha (malo sina) is the source of this 1641-nucleotide messenger RNA. RefSeq lists its product as uncharacterized. The coding region runs from base 1 to 1308 and encodes 435 amino acids. The record is from RefSeq and is a predicted model, not a curated record. Lineage: Eukaryota; Viridiplantae; Streptophyta; Magnoliopsida; Poales; Poaceae. The transcript has 2 exons.